AUGUACCGACUAACGAUCCGUGCCAGUAAAGAAUCCACGGCACAGAUUUUGGCGGAUUUGUUAGCGGAACAAUUUUAACCCCAAGAGACCAUUUUCGUGAUAGCUCAUAAAUAACAUCUUUUGAAAAACUGAAAAAAAAUAAACUAAGAUUGGAACCAUUGUGGAAAAAAUCACUAAUGCUACUGAAGGAGUAUGUGACUUAAAAUGCAGCAACAAUGAAACACCAUCCAAUUCCCAUUAUGGUAAAAUGCUGUCAAUUCUAAAUUAUAAGUGGAAUAUUUGUUGAAAUGUCUAUAGUAGUGCUGAGAAAAGGUGAAUGAAUGUCAUCUUGAAUGAAUAUUCUCGGUGUACCAGAAAAAUGACUGUCUUUGUUUCAUCCGAUGUUCUUCAAUGUUGCUUUGAGUCAUUUUUGUUAUUGUGUUAGUUUUAUUUGACAGUAAUCGUGCAGUCUUACCAGGGCUCUUAACUCAGUUUCUAAUUAAUGAAAAGAUUUUUUUUUUUUUUUUUUGCAUUUAAAUCAGAUGCUACUGCUAUUGAAUGCAUUUUCCUUUGGAAUCAUUAGCUUCAAUAUCUAGUAGUAAAUUGUUUAAAAGUCCUGUCACUUAGUGUGUGGUGUGUCCAUGGCUGUAUUAAGGUUACUGGUCAAUCAAUAGAGGGCAGGACUUCAGUUAGCAAUAGGAUCAAGAGGCCAGCAUGAGGAUAUUUGUGAAGCCCAGUCAUGGUUUUUUAAAAGAUGUGUAUAGCUAUUAGGAGUGAAACAGGUGUGUAUACUGUAUGCAUGUGCGUAUGUAUGUAGGGGGCUUGAAGUGGGUGUGACCGGGUGCCGCUGUCCUUUUGUAUGCUUUUGAAUCCUAGUGUAUCGCAAUGAAUGCAAUUUAUUAGUUAUUAUUGAAUAUUAAAAAAAUCGCACUUAAAUGUGCAGAUCUGAUUUUGUAUCAGUUGACAGUACCUUAGAAAUUAUUUAUUGCAUUAGGUUAUCUAAUUUCUACUUCCCAGGAUGCAAUCCCAAGUUACAUUGGUCUUGUAGCAAGUAUUAAUUUUAUUGAUAACAGUCAUGCACAUUACUUGAGCUUGUCAGUGAAGGACUUACCAUUGCUUGAUAUCAACAUUGCUGGUAGAUCUUACAAGGAUUUGGGUUAAACUUUGCGGCUGCAGAAUUUUUGUGACUUUUGUUGGUCAGUUCCAGCAUCCUGUUCAUAGUUGUAAAGAAAUCUGUGUAUGAGUAGCUCCAUUCAUUCCUGAUGUGUGGAUUCAUUAAUGUAAAUUAAUUGGAGAUGCAUGAAAGUUGGUACAGAGAUCAUUAUUGUAUAGAAUUUAUCCUAAAGUAAGUUAUUAAUGUAGACUUCAUAACAGAUUGUAAUUAUGACAUAUUUUGGUUCUUAUUGUGCAUUAUUGGGCAGCAAAGACAUGUAUUAUAUAUACUGGUCAGAGGUGUAGACAGUAGUUAAGCAGUUUCGUGGGCCUUGAAUCAAGUGAAGUACAUCUCCAUUUCAUGUAAAUGUCACUUUUAUAUUUUCUCAGCUGUGGGGGCUUUCUCAGCAGUAGGGACUUAGCAGUCUUCAACUUCAACUUUUGAAAUUGCUUAGUGUUAUCAUACUUCAAAAUAAAGAAGCUUUUUGCAAAUUAUAUAACCAAGUGAUAUGGAUCUUGGGAUUUUAGGAAAGCUUCAGAUCAAGACCCUUCAUAGUUAAGAGCUCUUGUUUUCCUGAUGGUCAUCAUAGCUGUUUGUAUUAGUCAAAUUGACAUGAGGAAAACUAUCUGUGGUCAUGAGGUGGCUAAUCAUAAAAUCUCCAAAUAGGAUAUUGUGCAUACAUCACUAUUAUUAGUAAACAAACAUGUUGAUCUGGUAAGGAAAAGUUUUCAAUCCAGUCUGUUAGUAAUAUUUGGAUCAUUAUCAAUCUUAACCUCUAUCCUGGUUAAAGUUAUUUGUACUGUUAGGCUGCUCUGCUUGACAUGCAAAAACAUUUUUGUACCGUUAAUAUCAGUUGGCACUUUCCCCAUUAGAAUAAGAUAGAAAUCCUCUUGUGAUAUGCCUGGUAUCUUGGUUUUGUAAAUGCUGCCGAGGGUUCAGAUAAGCUCUUAUAAAGCUCAUGACAGCUGCACUUGAAUCAGUUUCAAGAUAAUAAGAAUGAUAGUAAAAAGCAUUUUAAAUUUGGUAAUUAAAUCUUGUUACACAAGAAACUAAAGUUAAAAGCAUUUUUCAAAGUUUAAUUGAUUUCAACUUAGAGUAUCUAAAAAGUUUACAUGUAAAUAAAUUAUUCACAUAUCUUUAUUUAUUAAUAAACAUGCAUUUAUCCAAGGUAAUUUUAUGUAUCAGAGGACUUGUGAGGCUGGUAGCAAAGUUAUUUUUUGUACUGGUGACACUUUGUAGGUUAAUAAAACAAAUAGAAUCCUGUCUGUAAAUAGGAAGAUCUAUAAGUUAACCAUUUGUUUCACAAAAAAAAAGUUGAUAAACAUUAUAAUGUAGCAAAACUUGACAAUAUUGGAAUUUAAAUUAUAAAUUUGCCUAGAAUAGGAAAGUUUUAUUUUAUAAUGAUCCAGAACUCUCAAGAUGUUCUUUCAUGCUUAAAUUACUUGCUCUUUCUGAUUGUGAGUUGCAAGUAAAGAAAAAAUCUAAACACAUUCACAGCCUUGGAUAAUAUGUUCAUAGUCAUCUGAAAAAUUUUCAGGUUAGUGUGUUUUUAUAUUUAUAUAUAAAAUACACACAUUCACACAUGCAUGCAUACACACAUUCACACACACAUAUACACAUUUACACACAUGCAUACACAUUCACACACAUGCAUACAUAUACGCAUUCACACACGCAUACAUAUACGCAUUCACACAUGCAUACAUAUAUGCAUUCACACACGCAUACAUAUACACGUGCAUAUGUAUACACACACACACAUAUAUAUAUAUACAUGUACACAUUCACACAUGCAUGAACAUCCACAAAUUCAUGCAUGUGCACAUAUUCGCGCACAUUUACGUACAUACGUGUGUGUAAUGGAAAAAACCUGUAAAUUUUGUAUCACAUAAGUUAGAAUUCUAUUUGUAAAGAGCCGUGACUAACUUUAUUUAUUGUGUGUAAAGUUUCUUAUUUUUACAUUACGAGAAUUAUUAUAAGGGAAUAUGAGGAUGAUAAUUUGUUGCAUUUGUAGUUCAUUGUCAAGCACUGGACAGACAGUUAAGUUAACAGCACUUUUUAAUAAACUUUUAUAUUUCUCUUGUACUGUUUAGCACCAGCCUAGUCAUCUGAUUUCCACCUUUUAGCUGCAUGUCUGCAUCUUGUCAGGGCGUGUUGCCCAGUAGGGUUUUAUAACACUUUUUUCUUAGACAUUCCAUUCAGACAUGUAGCAUUGAAUUUAUUUGCUUUAUCAUGUAGAUUAUUGCUUUUUGGGUUAUUACAAGCUUGUAAAUGCAGCAUUUUCGGCAUUGGUAUAUUUAUGAAAAACGGCUGUUAUCUUGCGUGUCUCUUCAGUUAUGAUGCUGAACUGUUGGUAGUAACAUCUGCAAAAGUUAAUGCUAAAGCACAUUUCCCUUGAGCAUGGGUAAAGUCCCUUGCAUAAGAACAAGUCACAUGUAAUCUCAGAAGUGGUUGAUGAAUUGUUACUAAAGUUGUUAAAAGUCUGUUGUAUGGUAUAUUGUAGAGUAGGUGUGAAACAGUGGCCUGCAUUACUCAUAUAGAAUAUGGUCUGCCUUGUAACAUUGUGGAAUGGCCAGUGAUAGUUGAUUGUGUAAUCUGCAACCAAGUGGAACUGCCUGCACAAACCUGUUAAAGAAUUUUAUUUCAUGGGGUAAAAAUAGGCUUAAUUGAUGAUGUGUUCUGGGGAUGGUAAGGAAGUAAAUGUUGAUACUGUAAAUGGUAUACUGUACUUGUUAUUUUAAGGUAUUAAGAAUGCUCUUUUGGCUUCAAGAGAAGGUGCGGCGAUAUUGAGACCAUAGUUCUAUUAACUGAACCUCCCAGAAUGUUAACAAUUUGGCCCUGGUUGAUAUGAAAUAACUCAAAGAAAAUGGUUUUGGAGAAAACCAGGGAAACAAUUUUGUAGUACGUAUUUAUUUUAUAUAAAAUAUUAGGCUAUUCUGCAGAAAAAAUAUUAUUCAUCACUAAUUUAUUGGUAGAAUAUUGAUAUUUCCUUACUGAAAAUAAUUGUUUAUGUAAUGGAUGAAUAAUCAUAUUUAUCAAAGGUUUUAUUUGUAUAUAUGCAGUAUGAUACAUUGUAUGCAUACUGCCUAUACAAAAUUUUAAUGUACAUUAGUGUAUAUGAAAAGACUUGCUAAAUCAUAACAUCACAAAAAAAAAAAAACUGGAUAGUAUCUGAACCCAUUACUAGCUAGUUGUAAAAUUUGAAGGAGAGGACUCUAGCCACUAUACCAUGCUGACCUAAUGAGAUUCACCUGACUAAAAAUGUUUCUGUACACUAGGGAAGUUAGGCUGGCAUGGUGGUGUGGUUAGAGCACUUGCCUGCUAGUUUUAUGACAGCUUGCCAUGUGCUCAAAUCCUGUUUGUUCCUCUAGUGAUACGUGAUGUGCAUUAUUCUAAUAAUUCAUGCGACCUUAUAUCCAUUAGCAGCAUUACCAUUUUGCACCAAAAUGAGAGAAUUUUCCUUCAUACCUUGGGCGAAUCUGUGUUUUGAAGGUGAGGAAGGCCUAGUAUUACUGAUGUAAACAGUCUGUCCCUCUCCCCCCUCUAUUCAUGCAGUUAGUGUCUGAACAUGUACAAUAAGAUUGUUUUCAUUCAGUGGACCAUUUUCAUUGCCCUGUCACAUUUCUAGUUAUUAGUCUAGGCAUCCAAUAGGAGUACUGUGAUAAGAAAGUUAAGUGAGAAACUACGCCUUUUACAAAAAAAUGAGUUAAUGACAUGGUAAGAGGGUGGUGCAUGGGUCAGUAUUAGAGAAUCAACAUUUCACAUAAAUUCACAAUGAGGCAAUAAUGAGAGCUUGUGCAAUGAGUAAUAUUAAAUAAGAACUAUUAAUUUUUGGGCUUUUCGGAGGUUUGAAGAAUGAAGACCUAUUCUUCUCAUGUUCACUCCUUAAGUAGUGAUAUUCAUUGAUAGUGCCGGUUUCAGGAAUGUAGUCUGUGCAAAUUAUGGAAGUUUACUGUAUUAGAAUGCAAAAUUGAAGGACUUUUCUUUUUACAGCUAAGUUUUGAUAUACAAAAUGUUUCCCUGGGGUUUCUUUCAUAGCCUGAUGUGUUCCAUAUUGAAAUUAUUGUAUGUAAGUGAAUGGUAAAUAAAUGUGUAUAUUGCA
Messenger RNA from Cherax quadricarinatus, 5234 nucleotides. The record is from RefSeq and is a predicted model, not a curated record. NCBI's taxonomy places the organism in Eukaryota, Metazoa, Arthropoda, Malacostraca, Decapoda, Parastacidae.